Messenger RNA from Galleria mellonella (greater wax moth), 1416 nucleotides. RefSeq names its product beta-1,4-N-acetylgalactosaminyltransferase bre-4-like. NCBI's taxonomy places the organism in Eukaryota, Metazoa, Arthropoda, Insecta, Lepidoptera, Pyralidae. The record is from RefSeq and is a predicted model, not a curated record. Gene Ontology annotation, molecular function: N-acetyl-beta-glucosaminyl-derivative 4-beta-N-acetylgalactosaminyltransferase activity. Gene Ontology annotation, biological process: glycosphingolipid biosynthetic process; carbohydrate metabolic process. The transcript is spliced from 4 exons. The coding region runs from base 217 to 1197 and encodes 326 amino acids.
UAGACAAAGAUUUCGAUAGACACAUAAACUGUUGUUUUAUUAGUUACAUAGUCUUUCUAUUUUUUGUUAUUAUCAAAAUUGUUUACUAAUGAUUAAUGAAUAUUUCCGCACAUCGAUUCUUAUAAAUACAUUCAACAAAUGUAUUGUAACAGCAUUAAACAUAGGUACGCAGUUUUUAAGAACUGAUUUCACCAAUUGUGUAAUCAUUCAACACAAAUGGCGAAAUCUUCAUUAAGAAAUAGAAUCCUGCAAAUACGUGUGAGCUCAUGCAUCAUAGUCAUACUAUGUCUCAUAACUGUAAUACAAUUUUUUAUAACAUGCGGCAAAUAUAACUACCCGCACACACCCCGGACGGAGCUGGUUGACAAACUUUUCACCGGAGUCACUCCAUUUCUAGCGUCAAAGCAAUCUAAACCAGACUGUACUUACAUCAAUAUAUUACAGAGUAAGAAAUCCCAUCACAGUUGGGAUAUUCCUAGAAAGUAUGAUGAUUUCUCUCCGAAAGGCAUCAUGAAUGGUAGCUAUGCCCCAGAGGAGUGCAAUCCACUAUUCAGUGUAGCAAUAUUGGUCACAUAUAGAAAUAGACAAAGUCAAUUGGACAUAUUUCUUCCAUACAUGCACAACUGGCUGAGGAAACAGAAUAUACACUAUAAGAUAUACCUGAUAGAACAGGAAGAUGAAAAGCCAUGGAAUAAGGGCAUGCUAUACAACAUCGGAGCUAAAUACGCUAUAGCGGACAAGUUUCCAUGUCUCAUCCUGCAUGAUGUGGACUUGCUGCCGUUGGAUGAAUCCAACCUGUACGUGUGUAUGAAGGAGCCUCGCCACAUGAGUGCCAGUAUUGACAAAUUCAGAUUUGUACUCACUUACGACACAUUAGUUGGUGGAGUACUGGCAAUGCGCUCUGAACAGUAUCUACUGGUCAAUGGAUUCUCCAACCGGUUUCAUGGCUGGGGAGGAGAAGAUGACGAUUUAGCCGAUAGAAUAGCCUCGAGGAAAUUAAGUAUUCUGAGGUUUCCCCGAGAUAUGUCAGAAUAUACAAUGCUGGUCCACCACCCGGAGCCGAAGAACAGCGAGCGACAACGCAUUAUGUCAGAGAACAAGCAGCACAUCAGCGAAGACGGCCUCAACUCGGUCGUGUACGAAUCCAUUCAAGUGAAGCCGCAGCGACUUUUCACUAUGAUCAAAGUUAAAUUAUGAUAUGAAAAUGGUAGUUCCAAGUUUCAAUUUUAAAAUUAAAUUGCUUAAGGUGUGCGAUUAAUAAUUCAUUAAAUUGAGACAGUACUAUGGAAUUGAGUACGCAGUAGAUGCCUGUGUACGCCUCUUUACUGCGUUACUUAACCCUUCUUUGCAUAAUGGUAGAAAUUUCCAUCAUAACAUUGAAUGCCAGAGGGAGACUUUGUACAAAAGUCGAUUGCU